CCAACAGCAGCCUCUGGUUGGAUACCAACGUCUGCUCGCCUGUGCUUCCCUGCAUUUGCCUGUUCAUCUCAUCCCCGACUAUCGUAUCUUUCCCAGACGCGUUCCGGAUUUCCUCACUGCCUGCCUGCCUCACCUCAGACACCGACCUCGCCCGACAUCCUUAUCUAGAGAUCGUCUCUUGCCAACCUCACCGCCGACCACGUCUGCGCAAACGUUGCGCUUCACCUCUACGGACUCAACGCCUGCAUACAGACGGUAUCAUGACCUCAACCUCGAACACUCCCUACGCUACACCUGGAACGUCCACUCCUACCACAAGACCUGGCACACCCAGUAGCCAGCAGCCCACCCCGGCCACCACACCCGCAGAUAACCAGCUACAAGAUGACAGCUCGAAACUGCGAACCUUCCUGAGUUUGUUAAGAAAGUUUAUCGGCGUCACAGAUAUCGCAAAUGUCCGCUUCUCUUUGCCUUCACAACUUCUGGAACCUAUACCUAACUUAGAAUACUGGCACUAUCUCGAUAGACCGGAAACGUUCGCAAGUAUCGGCACAUCAGACGAUGCCGUGGGCCGUAUGCUAGAAGUGCUGAGGUUUUGGUUCACAAAAGAUCUGAAAUACGUCAAGGGCAAGCCUUGCAAACCCUACAAUUCCACACUGGGCGAAUUCUUCAGGUGUAACUGGGAAGUCACCGAGCCAGCACCCUCAAUAUCACAACCGUCUAGAGCACCGCCUCAACCGCCCGCAGACCCAACCCAACAGAAUGGCGAGAAAUCCGUGCGAAUAUCUUUCCUGACCGAGCAGACAUCCCAUCACCCUCCCGUCUCAGCAUACUGGUACGCCUGUGCUGAACGAGGCAUCCACGCCCGGGGCUACGACCAGAUAUCCGCCAAAUUCACAGGCACAUCUGUCCGCGUGGUUCCAGGUGUUUACAACCGAGGGAUAUUCAUCACACUCACGAAUCGAGACCAUGAGGAAUACCAACUCAACCACCCAUCUGCAUCUCUGGGCGGCCUCCUCCGCGGCUCCCUGUACAUCUCAGUGGCAGACACCUGCGCCGUAACAUGCCCGAAGACAAGGCUGAAAUGUCUCCUGACAUAUGUCGAGGAGAGCUGGUUCGGCAAAGCGCAGAACCGCGUCCACGGGCUGAUCUUCCGCUACGACCCCGACGACGACAAGUAUACGCGGGUUAAGGACGUGCCGGAUAAGGACAUCCUAGUCAAAAUCGAAGGAUGCUGGCAGGAACAGAUCACUUACACGAUCCCUAAGAGUGCGGCUGUCAAGGAAACUGACGGCCUUGAGCCCACGUCUGACAAGCAGUUGCUCAUCGACUUGCAGCCAUUGAUGCCCGUGCCCAAGAUCGCGCCACCGGCAGAAGAACAGCUUCCCAACGAGUCACGGCAGUUUUGGAAGGAUGUCACGACCGCCAUCAUGGAGAAGCGCUAUGCAGAUGCCACCCGGAUCAAGCAGGACUUGGAGCAGGCUCAGCGGGACAAGGCUGCUAAGCGAAAAGAGGUGAAUGCCGAGUUUAAGCCCAGGUUCUUCACCUCUGUUACCGAGCCAAACGGGAAGCCAGAGUUGACUGAAUAUGGCAGAGAGGCUCUUCAAGGAAUGGACAAGAAGGCAUAUCAAAUUGAGCAUCUCCCAGAACCAGGGGUUGAUGUAUAGAUGGCGGUUUCCUAUCCUUUGGUUGUGAAGAGUAAGAGAUCAGGGCUAUGCUACCUUGCUCUGGCACCGUCGCACUUUGCCGGUGUAGCGGCUAUGCCGGGAGAAGUGUAGUUCCUGUGAGGUGAUGCGCAAUGAUUUUGGUGCAUGAAUCGACAAAGUACUACGGCGGCUGUCGAAUAUCCGGGAGGCCGGAGGAAGCCACUCCCCUUGCAUCUGGAGUUUAUGACGACAACACGGAAUGGCGUCAAGGCGAUAGAUCUGAAGACUUACAAUGCAUUAGCAUCAGCACGUUCUGGCUGGGAGCUCUGCGUUUGCGCUGCUGCUGGUGUGCAGGCUGUAUUAUUAUCCCUCGCUCGACGAGAUGUUUCGACUUAAGCCAAUGCGACAUUUAAUAUGAUUGUGAAUGUGCCCUC
This is a messenger RNA of Exophiala xenobiotica, 2080 nucleotides long. RefSeq lists its product as uncharacterized. The record is from RefSeq and is a predicted model, not a curated record. Gene Ontology annotation, biological process: maintenance of cell polarity; exocytosis; endocytosis. Gene Ontology annotation, cellular component: intracellular membrane-bounded organelle; membrane; cytosol. Bases 261 to 1667 code for a protein of 468 amino acids. NCBI's taxonomy places the organism in Eukaryota, Fungi, Ascomycota, Eurotiomycetes, Chaetothyriales, Herpotrichiellaceae. The transcript has 6 exons. Gene Ontology annotation, molecular function: sterol binding.